UCAUUUUCAGGCGCAGGAAGUCAUUUCGAGGCUCUCGAGGUGAAUGAGGAUAUACGAAUAAUCAGGAAGACAUUAUCGGAAGAACGUCAGUCCACAAGAAAAUGUGAGUUUACCGCAGUAGGGAGAUAAUUCUUUGAAGCAUUUGACUUUUUCUCGUGCAACGACCAACACUAUACCCUUCAAACUAUUAUCUAACUCUCAUGUAAACUGCCUCUCGCUUGUCAACUCUCAUGCAACUCUUGUUCUCGUUUGAUCAAGCAAUGAAAGUUGAGAAAACUCUAGUUAUACUGGAUAGCUCUAUCAGUUCUAAACGUUUCUUCCUAGAGGUCCAGUAAGGAUCAUCUCUUUUUGAUCCAGUGUUACUACAGGAGGAAAUCUAUACUAAACUAACUUUAUUUAUACUGGGUAGCUCUAUCAGUUCUAAACUGUUCUUCCUAGAGGUCCAGUAAGGAUAAUCUCUUAUUGAUCCAGUGUUACUGCAGGAGGAAACCUAAACUAAACUAACUUUAUUUAUACUGGAUAGCUCUAUCACUUCUAAACUGUUCUUCCUAGUGGUCCAGUAAGGAUUAUCUCUUAACAUUGAUCUGAUGUUACUACACGAUGAAACCUAAUCUGUUCUCCCUUAUUGAUUUUUGAAGGCAAGUGUGUGCAUAAUUUGAAGUCAAACUAGAAGUACUAGGAAUUUGAGCUGUCAAAAAGUCAAUUGGGAAGCUACGUGAUAUAAAAUAUGCCCGCUAGGUACCAUUAUAGAUCUAUUGUUGUUCUUUCCUGUUUGAGGAAACUCUCGUCGACAAACCUGGCUUUCCGACAAUGAGUUUUCUAUACUUUAUAAACGUUUCUGCGAUAACAAUGACAUAAUUUCUACCUUGGCGCAAAAAAACAAUUAAAAAAUGUUACUUUCAAAGUGGUUUAGGCACCGCCAAGUGCUUUUAUAAAAAGAUAUUUUUAUCUUAAAUCGUCGAUUGUGUUGAACCAACCUUAACUAAACUUCCUUGAAUUUGAAAAUUCAAGGCCUUGAAUGUCCUUGAAUUUGUAAAAAAGUACUUGAAAGUCCUUAAAUUUUUCUCGCUUUAGUUUUUGGAUAUUUUCUGGAAUUGUUUGACAUUCAAAACUGACAUUUUGUUGAAUUGAUUUUUGCUAACCCCUUUUCUUCAGUAUUUAUUCAGUAUUCUUGAAUUUGCUGAUACGUGGCUUUGAAUGUCCUUGAAUUUGACUCUUUCUCACAUGUACGAACCAUGUUAAUACAGUUUUAAACUGUUCUUCCUAGAGGUCCAGUAAACGUCAUCUCUUAUUGAUCUAGUUUUACUACAGGAGGAAACCUAAACUAAACUAACUUUAUUUAUACUCGAUAGCUCUAUCAGUUCUAAACUGUUCUUCCCAGGGGUCUACUAAGAAUCAUCUCUUAUUGGUCCAGUGUUACUACAGGAGGAAACCUGAACUAAACUAACUUUAUUUAUACUGGAUAGCUCUAUCAGUUCUAAACUGUUCUUCCUAGAGGUCCAGUAAACGUCAUCUCUUAUUGAUCUAGUUUUACUACAGGAGGAAACCUAAACAUAAACUAACUUUAUUUAUACUCGAUAGCUCUAUCAGUUCUAAACUGUUCUCCCUAGAGUAGAGGUCCAGUAAGAGUCAUCUCUUAUUGAUCCAGUGUUACUACAGGAGGAAACCUAAACAUAAACUAACUUUAUUUAUACUCGAUAACUCUAUCAGUUCUAAACUGUUCUCCCUAGAGUAGAGGUCCAGUAAGAAUCAUCUCUUAUUGAUCCAGUGUUACUACAGGAGGAAACCUGAACUAAACUAACUUUGUUUAUACUGGAUAGCUCUAUCAGUUCUAAACUGUUCUCCCUAUAUAGAGGUCCAGUAAAAGUCAUUCCUUAUUUUAACUGACAUACGAGGAAGCUAUUCCUUAUCAUUCUUUAUUUUAACUCACAUAUGGGGAAGGUAUUUCUUACUAUGCAGGAAUGUAUACUACGUGAGUCUGGCCAGGGUCGAAGAAGCGAAGCUGAAUAGACGACUGUGCGAUGCACAAACCCCUGCAGAGUACGAUACUAUAAUCACCAGCAAGAACAGAUGCAUUUCUACCAACAAUAAUUAUGCUAAUCCUAUGACGGAUAGUGGUUCCUGCAAUUAAGUAUGUUUUAGGAGUGGUUAUACAAUUUUGGAAUUAAUUUGUAUGGUCUUUGUGUGAGCUCUUUGUUUCAAACUAGCGUUGCAUAGCAAAGGUAUGAUAUAUGGAGUCAGCUAGAAUUAAUAUUUCAUUCGUCAGAAGUACUCCUAGAGCCGUGUUGACAUAUUAAUACACAACUUUUAAACUAUUGAAAGUUUUGAACAGACUUGUACUUCUUAUUUACAGCCUUCGUUUGUCAAGAAAAAGAAGCCGUUCCAGUGUAUAAAAGUCAAGAAUAUAUCCUCAAUUUGACCAAUUUUAAUUGAAAUUACUUUUAAUUAAACGCUGAGAAAAUGGCCCAUUCUAUAACGUUUUUGAUAUGUGUAUCUUGUUUGUCGAUGUUUGUCAAAGGAGAUAUUCUGCCGACGAUCUACUGGGAACCCAGAGCACCAGCGUAAGUUUGUGGUUAAUUUAUUGUAUAUGUGUACUAGAUAAAACAUGAGCAGCUGAUCUUUAUCUGAUAUACAAAUCGGGCCGAAUUUGGAGAGAAUUUGUAUAUCAGAUAAGGAUUGGAUGCGAAUGUUUAACGUGCUUAAAAAACGACCCAUCUUAUGAGUUCAUUGGCGAAGUAAUUUUAAAAAUAAACAUUGUCUAAGCCGGUAAUUCAAAGCUGAAGUUUAUGUAAAAUCAGGACAAAUGUUUAUCCGAUUUACAAACAUUGAUUAAACAUUCAUUUCUUUUGUAUUUUCCUCGUAAAUUAUUAAUGAGAUUUUUAAAUAUAUAUAUGGUUCAAGAUAUGAUUAGCAUGAUCGAAUUAAUACAGUUGUGGUGACACAUUGGUUAGUGAACAUGCCUUUCAAUUUGUGACCGAGGUUUCAUUCCUGCUAUAUCCAGUUGUCUGAUGGUAAUUUCACCACAUCAGUCGCAUGUACAUGUGAGAAGAGUGCUUUAUUUUGACUCGACGAGAUUUCUUCCGGUACUGCGAUUUCUUCCUGUAUAUUAAUAAGAGCAGUUUAGAAAUGAUAGAGCUAUCCAGUAUAAAUGAAGUUAGUUUAGUUUAGGUUUCCUCCUGUAGUAACACUGGAUCAAUAAGAGAUGAUCCUUACUGGAACUCUAGGAAGAACUGUUUAGAACUGAUAGACCUAUCCAGUAUAAAUAAAGUUAGUUUAACCGUAUUUUUGUAAUAUUUAGAGUUCAUCCUGAUUAUUGGUCAGACGUUGUUGGCGUCAAACUCUACCAGAGUGUAACGUUUCUGUGUCCAAAUACUAAGAUCAGUUUUAUUCCAUUAAAAACGGCGAGCGUUGGAAUAUAUUAUAAUCUCUAUGUGAGAGAAGUCAACCCUAAUGAUACGAAUCUGGACUAUAAUACAGUUUGUGAUCCUAAAAGUGAGUAACCAGUUCCAUAACUAAUGCUGGUAUAAUAUAGUAUAGUAUGGUAUACGUUGGUCAAAUUUAGCAAAAUGUCUCCCACUCGUGCGGGCUUGUAUUGUCAGCGGACAUCUUGCAGAAAGUGGACAGACUACAAUAGAUGCCAUAUCAUUAGUAUUCUUUAUAUAAAGAAUACUAAUUAGGAUGGACUUGAAAAUUAGUUUUAUCAUGUAUAAUGAGUUUUAUCAUGAAAAUGAGUUUUAUCAGGUAUAAAGCUUCUUCACGUGACAUAUUAUGGUUGACAUGAUUUGCCAAUACGUUAUAAAUUAUUAAUGAGGGUUUGACGGUAUGAAAAAGUAUGGUAUGGGGUGAUAUGGUAUGUUAAAGUGUGGUGUGUUAUGGUAUGCUGUAGUUUGGUGUGGUAUUGUAGUGUUAUGGUAUGCUGUAGUAUGGUAUGAUAUGGUAUGCUUGUGGUAUGGUAUGAAAAAGUAUGGCAUGGUGUGCUAUGGUAUGCUGUAGUAUUGUAUGGUAAAGUAUGAUAUGGUAGGCAUUGCGUGUAACAAACUAAUUUUUCUUUUUAGAGUCGCAUCACGUGUACUCGUGCAACCAAACGCAUGAUUUUAAAAUCGAUUACAGAGGACUGCAAAUUAGUGAAGUACAGGCAUUUCCCAAGGAUCCAACAUUCAAAGUUGGCAUGGAUUACAUUUUCUUUUGUAAGUUUCUAUGUGGAGAACUGAUAGAGUUAUCCAGUAUAAAUAAAGUUAUUAAAUUAUCUUCAUUUCAUUCUUUCUAGCGACAUCCAAUGGACUGCACAACUCGUUGAAAACGGCUUCAACAAAAUGCACAAUGAUUUUUAGGAUUCACGUCUGCGAGGCUAAACAACAUUGUCCAGUACCACUCUGCCCCUCGUUCGGGAGGGAGAAAGGUAUGAGAACACUUGUAAAUAUUAAAACUAAGAAAUGAUGGUGCUGAAUCUCAGAAAUGUUGAUACUUAGAGGAACAAGGAAGUUAAACUACAUCUUUCAAUUUUAUUUUCCUCCAAACACAAGACUACUACAUAUAAUGAAAAGAAUGAACAUUAUUUUCUCACUCUGAUCACUGCGGGUUGAACACCAACUGCUGCACGAUAGUGCUUUGUGAAACACAUCUUUACAUAUACAUAAAGAGAGUAAUAAAUAGUAAUAGAUCUAUCUUUUCUGUUUAGUUUGUGUUCGUAAAUCAAAACUGAGCGAUGCACCAUGGGAUAUACAAGUCACAAAUAACGCGUCAUCAUCGUUGAAGAUCUCCUGGAAGCCACCGCUGAACAGAGACAACGCAGUCGCACACUACUCCAUCUGUUAUCGCACGAACACCUCGCAAGCAUGUCGGACUAAAAUUGUCGCAGCUCAUGCUAAUUCCACCGUCUUAGAAAAUCUCGACGCUUCGACGCAUUACUUCAUACGUGUGCGCGCGGUCACAUGUAAAGGACCUGGAAACUAUUCUGAGGAAAUUUCAAAUAAAACUCAAGGUAGACGAAUAUUAUGUUUUUCGACCCGUGUUGCGUCAUAGAUUUUCGUCAUCUACAGAACUUUGGAAAAGGUGAAUUCCAAGUGGAUCCCAGAAUUAUUCGCCACAACUUACAUACACAAAAAUCUCACAUCUUGUAACAAGUUUGUCAACAAGCCGUCAGCAAGUUGUGUUCGCACUGCUUGUCCCAAGUUAUCAACAAGCUUGGAACAAGCUGUUAACAACUCGUGACAAUCCUGUUGAUAUUAUCAGACUUGUUACAAGGUUGUUCCAACAAGUCCGAUACAGUCAUGAUAUAGCAAUAUUGUUACAACCUUGUGUCAUCAACCUUGUAACAUUCUUAUUAUAUCAUGACUGUAUCAGACUUGUUAGAACAACCUUGUAACAAAUCUGAUAAUGCCAUCAAGCUUGUUACAAGUUGUUAACAGCUUGUUCCAAACUUGUCACAACAACUGGGAACAAGCAUUGCGAACACAACUUGUCGACAGCUUGUGAACAGAUUUGUAUCAACGUGUUUGCAGAUCUGUAACAACAUUUUUACGUAAUUAUUUUUUUCUAUGCAGAUCAAGCCAUCACUAGUGCACCGCAAAACGUUACAUUAUCCAAUACAACCACCUCAUCUGUAACAAUCAGUUGGCGAACCCCACGUGUCAUUGUGGGCGAUGUGAUUUACUACAGUUUAUGUGUCCGAGAGGAACCGAAUAGGAGCCUGGGGAGCGAUUGUCAAACAACAAUUUUUGAGCCUACACAACUAUCAGCGGUCAUCCAUGGUCUCGAUGCUUAUACUUCAUAUGGGAUACGUGUUAGAGCGCACAAUUUCAAAAGACCUGGGAACUACUCUGAGGAAUCAAUAAUUAAGACCCUGGGUAAGGAUUGGCUUCGGCUGGUGGUGUUUACUCCAUGUUGACCAAGUAUUUAUUAGGGAAUUUACGACGCGGCCGGCUCAACGACGCGGUCUAAAUUUUAGCUCAAGAAUGAGCGCUAAGCACUUCGAUUACUGUAAUAAAUAUUUGACUCUUUCAAAUAACCUUACAAAAUGCUAUGUUCGGCUAAUGCGAUGCAAUGUUUGCUGUAAUUACAACUUUUAGUAACACCUCUUGUGUCGCAUUAGGCUUUCGCGUUGCCUGAAAGACGUAAUAAUGCUUUUUUAACGUUGUGUUGAGAAUAACAACGCGGUUGACAAUACUCAUGGGACCACAAAUUAUUGAUAGUUUUUGUCUUGCAUGACAAAUUUCUUUGUAAGUUCUUUGUAGGUUUGCAUGGCGAUAAAACACAUAGUACUAUUGUUUGUGGAAACACCAAAUUUCUUUGUUUUGAAAGCGCGUCGUCGAGCCGGCCGCGUCGUAAAUCGUAAACUCCCUAAUGUGGUCAGUGCAUGUGUAUUUCAUCUCUGUGACUGAGGUUUGAUUUCUGCAAUAUGCAGUUGUCUCACUAUAAUUUCACCUCAGUCACUUGUGAGAAGAAUGCUUCCAGUUUGAUUUUAGAAGAACAUAUGAGAUGAUAGAGGUCCAGUAAGGAGAACUGAUAGAACUAUCCAGUAUAAAUAAAGUUAGUUUAGUUUAGGUUUCCUCCUGUAGUAACACUGGAUCAAUAACAGAUGAUCCUUACUGGACCUCUUGGAAGAACGUUUUAGAACUGAUAGAGCUAUGCAGUAUAAAUAAAGUUAGUUUAGUUUAGGUUUCCUCCUGUAGUAACACUGGUUCAAUAAGAGAUGAUUCUUACUGGACCUCUAGGAAGAACAGUUUAGAACUGAUAAAGCUAUCCAAUAUGAAAUAAAGUUAGUUUAGUUCAGGUUUCCUCCUGUAGUAACACUGGGUCAAUAAGAGAUGACCCUUACUGGACCUCUAGGAAGAACAGUUUAGAACUGAUAGAGCUAUCUAGUAUAAAUGAAGUUAGCUUAGUUUAGGUUUCCUCCUGUAGUAACACUAGAUAAAUAAGAGAUGACUCUUACUCGACCUCUAGGAUGAACAAUUUAGAACUGUUGGAGCUAUCCAGUAUAAGUAGAGUUUGUUUAGAUUUUUAGGCUAAUUUUCUUUUCAUAUCUGAUCAUAGAAAUACCGACUACAGAAUUUCCUCCUAGUACUGUAACAUCUACACAAAUUCAUGCAUCUUCAACAAUGAAAGGUAAAAUAUUCAUCCAGAUAUUGAACUUAACACAACUCUUUCCUGUUAGAGAACAUUUUGAUCGCCAAGAUAAAUGGCACUUGACUCUAACUGGAGCUCUAGGAAGAACAGUUUAGAAGUGAUUGAGCUAUCCAGUAUAAAUAAAGUCAGUUUAGUUUAGGUUUCCUCCUGUAGUAACACUGGAUCAAUAAGAGAUGAUCCUUACUGGACCUCUAGGAAGAACAGUUUAGAACUGAUAGAACUAUCCAAUAUAAAUAAAGUUAGUUUAGUUUAGGUUUCCUCCUGUAGUAACACUGGAUCAAUAAGAGAUGAUCCUUACUGGACCUCUAGGAAGAACAGUUUAGAACUGAUAGAACUAUCCAAUAUAAAUAAAGUUGGUUUGGUUUAGUUUUCCUCCUGUAGUAACACUCGAUCAAUAAGAGAUGAUCCUUACUGGACCUCUAGGAAGAACAGUUUAGAACUGAUGGAACUAUCCAGGAUAAAUAAAGUUAGUUGAGUUUUUACUAGUCUGUGAACAUCACUUGAAAAACAUUCCUCUCCAUUACCUAGCGACUGCUGAACGGCCAACAGCCCAGGCUCAACAAGGUUGUAAUGGGUCCACAGUUGAUUCGAUGUCAUUGUUCAUUGGCGUAAUAGUUGGGGCAAUAGCAGCUUUUGCUGUCUCAGCCCUGGUUUGGAUUUUGAAGGCAAAACAACGAAAAGAAAUGCGUAAGUUUAAAUUAUUUAUAUUGUGGGGUCUUAUGCCAUAAUAAAAUGCUGUGGUUUGUGUCAGUACAGUACAGUACAGUACAAGUUUGGUACAGUACAGUACAGUACAGUACAAGUUUGGGCUCCACAGUCAGUACAUCUAAUCAAGCAAUUGGAAUCUUUGCAGAGAAGAGCAACAAAGUAUAUUCUAUGCCUACCAUGUGAUACUACUAUUACAUACAAAGACCGGCUCUUAAAAUUAGAUCUUUUACCGAUGUCGUAUUGGCAUGAAUAUUUGGAUGUGUUGUAUUUGUACAAGCUGGCAUCUGGCAUGCUUUCUUUAAAGUUGCAUGACUUCUUAAAAGUUAAACAACCAUUACGUGUAACGAGAAGAAGUAAUCCUUCAUCAGGUUUAAUGUUUGAUAUCCCAAAAGUACGUACAGUAACAUAUCAAUCUAGUUAUUUUAUUCGAACUGCUAGAAUUUGGAAUGAACUGCCAUCAUCCAUACGAUUAUUAGAAACUUUAUGUCAGUUUAAAAAUAGUCUAUUGAAAUACUACAAAGAUUGUCUAAAAACUAUUUAUGACACUGACAAUCCAAGAACUUGGAAAACUGUGUGUCCAAAAUGUCAUAACUGUUCUGUUUUAGUAAAGCAAUCACAGUGUUGCUGAUUUUAUUUUAUUUAUAUUUUAUAAUGGGCCACUGUUAUUGGGGUUUUUAACCCUGUUGUUGGUUCCUGACACUUUAAAGUAUUUAUGUGUGGUAUUUGUACGUUUGUAAUUUAAUUUUUCUUUUUGUCAUAUCGAAAUAAAAAAAAAAAAGAAAAAAAGUACAGUACAGUACAGUACAGUACAGUACAGUACAGUACAGUACAGUACAGUACAGUACAGUACAGUACAGUACAGUACAGUACAGUACAGUACAGGACGCGACAGUACAUAUCUACAUCAUCACAGCCCCAUUGGAAGAAUCUGCAGAGGGCAAUUAUGGUGAGCCGAAAGACUCGAGCUACACACGUAAAAACGCACAAGUUGUAACAAACCUGCAGCAGACUUGUUGCAAUGCUGUUCCAACAACUUGUCAACAGGAUGUGUUCGCAUUGCGCUUGUUCCAGCUUGUUAACACGUUGUCAACAGGUUGUUAACAACUUGCUACAAGUUAUUGAGCUCAGCAGACUUGUUACAAGUUGUGAGUGACAACCUUGUAGCAACUUGAUAAAAUAACAGCAUUGUUACAACUUGUUGACAAGCUUGCUACAAGUCUGUUGCGAACACAUCUUGUUGAGAAGUUGUGAGAUUUUUACGUAUGUGGAAGACAUAAUCUAAUGUGCACUCUUCGUGUGAACUGUAACCGAAGGGCGACCCAACCUCGUUCUGACCAGAAACUAAUGUGAUAUUUCUCGCUAGUUCCUGUAACAACAUCAAAGAAUGUCAACCAAGGAUAUCGCUCAAGCGUCAGUGGAGUGAACUCGUUGGAUAAAAAUAAAAACCAGGACUUUGCCAUGGAUUUGGUUGCAUCAAAAUAACGAGGUUUGAAACAGAGAAUCUUUGUAAAAUAACCCGCACGCCUGCUAUUUUGGAGAAUAUUAUUUCAGUCAGCUUUACAGGACAGCAGAUGUCGACUUCAGAAAUGUUGACACUUUUUGAGCACGAAAAUGAAACUACAUCAGUCUCUCAACAUUAUUUAUUCGCUUCCAAAUACAAGACUACUACUUAGAAUGAAACGAAUGAACAUUGUUUUCUCACUCUGGAUCGAAUUUCAGCCAACAUUUAUCCAUGACAAAACCAAGCACAUUUUGGUUGGCCACAUGAAGAAUUUGAACUAAUCCAAGUAAUAAUUAACCUGUAUUUUUAAGUAAAUUGUUGUCUUUGCUCAAAUGAAGAAUUUGAACUUAUCCAAGUAAUAAUUAACCUGUAUUUAUAAGUAAAUUGUUGCUUUUGCUCAAAUGAAGAAUUUGAACUAAUCCAAGUAAUAAUUAACCUGUAUUUAUAAGUAAAUUGUUGUCUUUGCUCAAAUGAAGAAUUUGAACUUAUCCAAGUAAUAAUUAACCUGUAUUUAUAAGUAAAUUGUUGUCUUUGCUCAAAUGAAGAAUUUGAACUAAUUCAAGUAAUAAUUAACCUGUAUUUAUAAGUAAAUUGUUGCCUCUGCUCAAUUGAAGAAUUUGAACUAAUCCAAGUAAUAAUUAACCUGUAUUUAUAAGUAAAUUGUUGCCUUUGCUAAAAUGAAGAAUUUGAACUAGUCCAAGUAAUAUUUAACCUGUAUUUAUAAGUAAUAUUUUUAGAAGCAUUUUGUGUUAAAAUUUUGUAUUAUUUGUAUAUAUACUGUGUAUAUGUAUAGGAAGGAGUUAAAAAAUAUACAAAGAAACCCAAUUUAUUCUUCAAUUUCUACUUUGCAAAUUUUAUACAAAUCUCGUUCUGGUAACAAAUUUACAAAUAUUACAUUAACAAAGACGUACAUUUUAUGUUACAUUCAUGGAUAUGAUUAAAUAAUUCCAUUUUUGAGUGAAUUAAAUUAAUAUAUUUAUUCUAUAUGUCUUUACAUAUUAGUAUGGGCGUGGUUAGAUUGAUUGCCAUAGGUGCUUGUGAGAUGUAAUUGUAUCUAAUGAAAAACUAUGGUUAUGAAAAACUAACGAUAAUAUAAGUCAAACCAACCUAAGUCUAGUGACUGGAUGAUAAGUCUAAUAAUAUCACAGCUACCUCGAAAUCCUUUGUUUCACGAGGGACGAUUAAUGACUAAUUUACCUCAUUGCUAAAACAUGAGGGACGAUUAGAAACUAAUCAUCCCACGGGACGAAUAGUUACUAAUCGUUCCUCAUCUUUAUGCCUAACCUCUUAUAUUGAUGUUCAAUUAACUCACAAAAGAUAACAAUUCAUAUCAUUUAUUCACAAUAUGUUAAUGUUUUCAGUCUGAACAUUUGCUCCUUGCAAAAGACCUCCGAUAUGUGACUGGCUUUAAUUGUCAAUAUACGAAUUUACUAAUAAAUUAUCUUCAUCGCUUAAAGUUAUUGAUUCAUUUGUCAGAAACCGUUUUACUGUCUCGGUAGCUAUGAUAUUACAAAGUGAUAGCAUAGCAUUACGGUCGAUUAGUGAUGAAAUGUCCCUCAAACCUCGAGAGGUUGAGUAUUAGUAAAAUAGGUUUACUAAACCUCUCUCGGCUUUCGGGUACAUUUAAUCACUAUUCGACCUGAAUGCCAUACUAUUAUUUAUUUGUAUUUUGCAUUUAUACUGCCCAAAACUGUAAUUCUAUGAUACCUAUUUUAUUAACUACGUUUUUAUUUACAACUGUGAAACCAGUUAAAAAAUUGUUUUCUUUUUCAACACCGUUUUAAUUGUGAAUUAUUUCCCUUUCAUUGUCUGUGAGUAUAUUAUGUGUUUUCUACGAGAUUUAUUUUGCGAGGGAAGGUGGUCUUUUGUGUCUAUAGAAAAUUGCAAAAUACAAUGAAAAUUAGUAGUUGUAGUGGAAACACAAUAGAAGUAGAAAAGAAUCAUUGAUAAUUAAUAGAAUAAAAUGCAAGAAUACAAUAGAACACAAUGGAACACAAUAGAAUACAAAUACAACAAUAUAUAAGAUACAAAGUAAUUAAAUGCAAUUAUUUUUAAGUAAUUAAAUACGAUUUAGUUUACCUGAUUGAAAGGACAAUUUCUGUUAAGCAGGACUGUCAACUCGUUCCAAAGUCUCUCUUUUAAAACCUAUGUUGUUGAUUCCCUGG
Messenger RNA from Paramuricea clavata, 11499 nucleotides. Lineage: Eukaryota; Metazoa; Cnidaria; Anthozoa; Malacalcyonacea; Plexauridae. The record is from the annotation of a GenBank genome assembly.